Molecule: messenger RNA, 2182 nt
Organism: Etheostoma cragini (Arkansas darter)
Lineage: Eukaryota; Metazoa; Chordata; Actinopteri; Perciformes; Percidae
Gene: zdhhc24
Product: zinc finger DHHC-type containing 24
Exons: 3
Coding region: 284-1159 (291 amino acids)
Biological process (GO): protein targeting to membrane; peptidyl-L-cysteine S-palmitoylation
Cellular component (GO): endoplasmic reticulum; Golgi apparatus
Molecular function (GO): protein-cysteine S-palmitoyltransferase activity
Source: RefSeq, a predicted model, not a curated record
UGUCACACGUUUUAGAAGAAGCUUCAUUACACACCGUCCACCACCAGCCACUAUAGCCAUGCCACCAGCGGAUCGUGGUAGGGAUGUUUAAUUUGUCCGAAAGUUUCAUACUUAAUUAUAAUUGAUACCAUGCGGUAAAUUCAACCUCAAAAAGAAAACCAACAGAGCGGUUAAUAGGUUAACUCAUAGGGUUAACUAAGCUAACCAACGGUUACUACAGUGCGUCCGUCAAAUCCGUCCUCGCCCUUUUGAGCCAUCAAAGAGAGGUGGACAGGCAGGAAACAUGACCAGUUUUGCGAGUCGGGUGUUUUUCAGGGUUGACAGGGUGUGUCGCCACCUCCCUGUGGUCCUCAACACAUUCCUGGUCUUUUCAAUCACCGGGGAGGUGAGCUACCUGGUGCUGGUCGAGCCUUCGCUGGAGGUGGACCAGAACAAGACGGUGUGGUCCGCCUGGUGGAAAGCGGUCCACCUGCUGGCUCAGUACUUCAUGCUGGGAAACAUCUGCUGGAACGCCCUGCUCUUCCUCAGAACCAGCCCCAGCAUAAAGGGAGUGUUCCUGGGAGGACAGGGCAUGGGCCAGGGGUGGAGGUACUGCUAUACAUGCGAGACACAUACUCCUCCUCGCUGCUCCCAUUGCUACGACUGCAAAGUGUGCGUUCUGCGGCGGGAUCACCACUGCGUCUUUUUUGGCCAGUGUGUGGGCUUCCGUAACUACCGCUACUUCCUGUGCUGCUUGUUUUUUAUGUGGUCGGGGCUCCUGUACGCCACUCUGAUGAAUGCAGAGGUCUUCAUCAUCAUAUUGAAGGAGGGUGUGACUAUGCACAGCGUUCUGCUGCUGCUCAUACCCUGGAUCAUGCUAGUUUCAGGCCAAGUCUCAGCACGUGCCUUUGCCUUUGCCUUCAUCGCUGACACAUGCGUGGUGGGCUUUCUCCUGGUGUCCGCCUUCUUCUUCUUCCAUCUCUACCUUAUGUUUCGGGGUCAAACCACAAGGGAGUGGUAUUCGACACGCCGACCCUACAACCUCGGGCUCCUGGGCAACCUGCGCCACGCUCUGGGCCUUCGCUGGUACCUCUGCUGGCUUUGUCCACUCCUCCCGUCACCUGUCCCUGGAGACGGGAUAAACUUCCAGGUCACAGGAUCGCUGGAACCCACCCGGUGACAGCUGAAGAUCUGAAUAGGAACAGGUCGCAUGUCCUUGCUUUAGUGGUGAUGGUUUAUGUUAUCGGGAGCAGCAGCAGGGAAAAUCACCUCAGUUCAAGAAGAGGCUUGGGAUGGGAAGUAGCCGGUGUGUGGGUGUUUAUGAUGUUAUUGGGUGUAACUGUCUACCGGUAUUAUCUCCGUAGUGUUUACCUGUGCUGAGACAAAGAAAUGAUGGGUCUACUCUGGAAGGUAUAUUGACUUUGACUUAAAAGUAAUCUGUACUGUACACUCAUUGCCUCAGAGUAUUAACACAUAAAUUAGCAUUGUACCACAGGAAUAUUGUGCCCUGAAAAUAUAUGUAAACAACACUGAAACUGGAAUGUAUUUUAUUGAUCGUGAAAAAUGUAUGAUUUUAAAAUCCUUGUUAACAAGCACACGCAACUACAGACUACGACUCCUGGGCAGUCAUCCUCUUGGGAUGACAACUUAAAUGGACUUUUCUUGUACUGAUUAUUUUGCCUAAGGUCAUACAAAUUUGGCUUGCACUGUUCCUCAAUAUCCCACAGGAUUCUAAAUCCGCAGCUGUGCGUUAGCUGCUCGGAUCAUGACGUGUGUUCCACUUAUCUACAUCCACUCCUGAGCUCCAGCUGAGUUUAUUACACAGAGCUUUUUAUUGUAAAAUUUGUUGCACCAAGAGAGACGACGAGAGCACUGAGAGGGUGUUUACAAGAGAAUUGCACAUGGUGUAAAAUCUAAUGUUGCAAUUCACAGACACAAUUUAGUGAAUACUUCAUUUAAAAUCUACUUUCACAUUUCCCAUAACCUUGUCUGUUUCUGUCAGUAAUGUACUACAAACUAAACUGACAGUGUAACAACAUGAUGUUGUUACUGACUUGACUGCUGUGUUCCAAUUCCCUACUACAUACCAAUUGUACACAGUAUAUAAUGUAUACUAAUCUUUAGAACAUCCUGUUUUUGUAAUGGGUACAUGGGAAAUCAUUACCUUUUUAUACAAUCGUUUGACACACUAGAAUGAAAAUGU